UAAUAACAAACUUAUAUUAAAAAAAAAAAAGUUUGAUUUUCAACACUUGAAACUUCUCUUCGUGAUUCCUGUCUUAAGAUCCCGACAUUUACAGAAACAAUCAUUGACCACGAGUAGCAAUGUCGUAAGAACAAGUUCUUAUAUACUUAAUUCAUAUACAAUCUCCUCUCUCUCUCUCUCGCAUUCAUUCAAAGCUCUCUAAAAUAGCGGGUAAACUCAGCUUUCAGAGUUUUCUUGUACAACAAGAAAAUAAAAGAGUUUUGUCUCACUUGAGAGACAAGAAAGAUGACAGAGAAGGAUCUUCUUUACGAUACAAUACUUGCUCGUAGCUUUAGCAGAAACGAGCAGAAGAGACUUGGCUAUGGAGCUUUCAUUGCCUCUCUUCUUUUUGUCUUCACUCUUUGCACCGUCUUUAAACCUUAUCUCAGCCCUUUACCACCGAUCGUGGAGUUGCAGUUACCAGUGAACGCUGGUCUUAGGAUGCUGAGAAUAACUGAACCGCAGAAACCUCAAGCUUUAAGGAGCAGCAACAAUACAACAUAUGGAGAUUCUGAGAAUCUAACUAUCCCUACGGAUCAAAUUAAUAUUACAUCAAAUGCAACCACUCUUCAGAAACUAAUCAGUUCUGAAGAUCAUAUGCGUAGCGUCUUCAAGGACACAAGCUUGCCCAAGAGUCGUCUUGAUUCGUUUAACUCUACUACUAACACUACAAUCUCCAAAGAACAAGUUAUUACAGAAGAUAAUAAAAUGGAGAAAACAAUAAAACCUAUAUGCAAGAAACUAGCAAGAACAGAGAUAUGCGAACUAAACGGCGACGUAAGAGUCCAGGGCAAAUCCGCGACGGUUCAUGCAUCGAUCGCCUAUGCGUUUUCAGGAAACUCCACGUGGCAUAUCAAACCCUACGCGAGAAACGGUGACGUGGCGGCGAUGGAUCGCGUGAGAGAAUGGACGGUGAAACUGGAACAAAACGCUGAUUUGUUAUCGCGUUGCGUCAGGAAUCACAGCGUUCCGGCGAUACUGUUCUCUCUCGGAGGCUACUCGAUGAACAACUUCCACGAUUUCACCGACAUCGUGAUUCCUCUGUACACGACGGUGCGCAGAUUCAACGGCGAAGUACAGUUCCUCGUAACGAACAGGAACCAACCGUGGAUCAACAAAUUCAAGGAGGUGCUGAGGAGUCUCUCGAACUACGAUCUGAUUUACAUCGACGAAGAAAACGAGACGCACUGUUUCGCCACCGUCGUCGUCGGUCUCAACCGCCAUCCGGAGUACUACAAAGAGCUGACGAUCGAUCCGUCGUAUUCGGAAUAUUCGAUGUCGGAUUUCCGGAGAUUCCUUAGAGACGCGUACUCGUUGCGAAACGCCGCCGUGAACACGAGAAAGAACCAGCUGCGGCGGAGGAGGAGGCCGAGGAUGCUGAUUCUGGCGAGGGGGAGAUCGCGAGCGUUCACGAACGCAGGGGAGAUCGCGAGAGCGGCGAGACGAAUCGGAUUCAAAGUCGUUGCGGCGGAAGCGAGCGGAGACGUCGCGAGUUUUGCGCGGAUCGUGAACUCGUGCGACGUCAUGCUCGGCGUUCACGGCGCGGGGCUUACGAACAUGGUGUUCUUGCCGGAGAAAGCCGCCGUGAUUCAGAUUCUUCCGAUCGGGGGAUUCGAGUGGCUCGCGAAGACGGAUUUCGAGGAGCCGUCGAAGGGGAUGGAUCUGAGGUAUCUGGAGUACAAGAUCGCGGCGGAGGAGAGCACGCUUUUGCGGCGGUACGGACGCGAUCACGAGGUCGUGAGGGAUCCAUCGGCGGUUGGGAGACGCGGGUGGGAAAUGUUCCAGUCGGUUUAUUUGGUACAGCAGAACGUGACCGUUGAUAUUAACCGGUUCAAGCCGGUUCUUGUCAAAGCUUUUGAGCUAUUGCAGAUGCAGUCAGUGUAAAUUAAAUAUCAACUGCAUUUCGUACUGUAAAAGUGUAAAUUCUUGUAGUCGGCUCGGGAUUUGAAUAUUUAUCAUUAAUUUUUUUAAUGAUUUGAUAUCCACUUUAUGAAAAAAUCAAAUAGUCAAAUAAAAGCAUAACCUUGGUGUUUAU
This is a messenger RNA of Raphanus sativus (radish), 2074 nucleotides long. RefSeq names its product beta-1,2-xylosyltransferase XYXT1-like. Lineage: Eukaryota; Viridiplantae; Streptophyta; Magnoliopsida; Brassicales; Brassicaceae. The transcript has 3 exons. Gene Ontology annotation, molecular function: glycosyltransferase activity. The record is from RefSeq and is a predicted model, not a curated record. Bases 286 to 1923 code for a protein of 545 amino acids.